AUGUUCACUGGGGUGCAGCGCAUUGGCGGCUGUCAUGCCCUCGCCCUGGCAGCAAUCAUACCAUGUGGCUUACUUGCGAAGCACGCCUGGGAUAUUUACACGCGCAUAAAGUUGGUCCAGAAGCGUCGUGUAGUCACCGCGGGUAGUCUUUCGGAGACCUUUAAACAAUCGCAUACCCUCGCGGCUCUAGUCAACCCCAGAAGACAUGUCUCAAUAGCAGAUGUGCUGGUCAUGGAUUUGGACCUGCCCGAGCACGCAGAGGACCUAAGCGACGAGGUCCUGUUGGCGACUUUCGUUCAUGGGUUCUUUGCGGGGAAAGUGUUGGCGAUCGAGAAAUAUCUGUUGCAGACAGCGCGGCUGACACUGGUAUCGUACGCUGGCCUAAAAUCGAUAUCAGCAUCGAACCAAAUAUGGAAGUCACACAAUCUGUCAUGCGAGAAACUCCCACCACUGCACUCUGUAGUGUUUGGCGCGUUCCAAGUCAGUUACGUCAAGCUCGUCAACCCCCAAGAGUCACAUGCGGGGCCAGAAACGGAGAGUAGUGUCGACUUUGUCUUUGGGAAGGACAAGAGUCAGUUCGCAGGCGCCCACCGAUUCAGUAUUGUCCGAAAGUCUGGAGAUUCAACAAGAGUCAGAGUUGUUUAUGAAUCGACGGCUUGUAACCCGACUCGGAACCAGCCUGUGUCCGACCUUCUACACCAGUUUCACAAAAUUUAUAUGAUGCUGUUGUUCCGAGAGGGCGUGUCCGAGGUUAUGCAGAGACUCGAAAGGAGCAUCGGCGACGGUUGCCAAUGA
This is a messenger RNA of Colletotrichum orchidophilum, 795 nucleotides long. RefSeq lists its product as uncharacterized. The transcript has 2 exons. NCBI's taxonomy places the organism in Eukaryota, Fungi, Ascomycota, Sordariomycetes, Glomerellales, Glomerellaceae. The coding region runs from base 1 to 795 and encodes 264 amino acids. The record is from RefSeq and is a predicted model, not a curated record.